AUGGCUUCCUGCCCAGACUCGGAUAAUAGUUGGGUGCUUGCCGGCUCAGAGAACCUGCCUGUGGAGACCUUGGGCCCGGAAUCCAGGUUGGACACAGAAUCUGACAUGGGCCCCCAGGCCCCUUCAAGCCUCUCUAAGGCAGAUGGUGAAGAGUUAGUUGGGACGUUGGAUAAAGAAGGGACCCUCUUCAAGAGUGAAGGCUCCCAGGCUGGGCCUCUUCCUCCAGAAAAGACUGAGGCCAAGGACACCUUGGAAGGUGAUGGUGUUGAUGUGGAGCCCCCUGGUCCAGGAGACAGAGCAACCCAGGAUGACUUGCAGGAGACCCCCCUGGUGGCAGAUCUGGGACAGGACACACAUGGCCUGGAGGAUCAGCAUCCUUCAGAGAACCUACCGUCAUCCCCCAAAGCAGCUUGGAUCGUAGAAGAGGCCCAUUGCUCCAGCAGUGAGGACGACACCGACAUAGAUGUGGAGGGCCUGCGGAGACGGCGGGGCCGGGACCCCAGCCCUUCUCAGUUCUCAGCACCCAUGGGCGUGGAGAACCAGGCAGGGAGUGAGGGUGUGGCUGUGGAGCUGGGCAUUUCCCUCAACAUGUGCCUUCUCGGAGCUUUGGUCCUGCUGGGCCUGGGGAUCCUCUUCUUCUCUGGUGGCCUCUCAGAGUCUGAGACUGAGCCCUCGGAGGAAGUGGAGCUGCAGGUCUUCCCUGAUGCUGGGUCUGAUGCUGAGUUGCAGGAUGCUGUGGGGGAUGGGCAGGAUGGGCUAAGGGAGCAGCUGCGGGCCUCGGCGCCCCCUGGCAGUGUCCCCAACCUGCAGAACAUGGCCCUUCUGUUGGACAAGCUGGCCAAGGAGAACCAGGACAUCCGGCUGCUGCAGGCCCAGCUGCAGGCCCAGAAGGAAGAGCUCCAGAACUUGAUGCACCCACCCAAGGGGUUGGAAGAGGAGAAUGCUCGGCUCCGGGGGGCCCUGCAGCGGGGCGAGGCCUCCCAGCGGGCCCUGGAGUCAGAGCUGCAGCAGCUGAGGGCCCAGCUCCAGGGGCUUGAGGCUGACUGUGUCCAGGGCCCAGAUGGGGUGUGCCUCAACUGGGGAAGAAGCCUGCAGGGGGACAAGGCAACUGAGGGGCAAGGCCCCAGGGGGCAGGAGCCAGGUCCUGGCUUCAUGGAGCAGAAGGAGCAGCUGCAGGCUGAGGCGCAGGCACUGAGGCAAGAGCUGGAGAGGCAGCGGAGGCUUCUGGGGUCUGUGCAGCAGGACCUGGAGCGGAGCUUGCGGGAGGCUGGCCGAGGAGACCCAGCCUACUCUAGCCUGGCCAAGCUGGGCCAGAGGUUGGCUCAGAAGCUACAGGACCUAGAGAAAUGGGGCCAGGAUCCUGGGGCCCGGGCUAAUGCCUCAGGGACCCAGGGUCAGGAACUCCAUUUCCAGGGUUCCAAGGAGCGAAGUGGAAAGGAAAAGUGGUGGGAUGGGCAGGGGGAUCGGAAGGCUGAACAUUGGAAGCAUAAGAAGGAAGAACCUGGCCGGGAAAGGAAGAAGAGCUGGGGGGGUGAGAAGAACGGGGAGCAGGCAGGGAAGUGGAAGGAGGGAAAACCGAGAGUGGAAGAGUGGGAGGGCAAGAAGGAUGGCAAGAAACAAGGCCCUAAGGAGCUGCCAAGGAAAAGCGGGAGCCCUCACUCCUCUGGAGAAAGGCAGAAGCAUCCUCGGUGGAGGGAAGGGGCUAAAGACAUGCACGACCCCCUGCCACCUUGGGCAGAGCUGUUGAGGCACAAGUACCGGGCACCCCAGGGCUGCUCAGGUAUAGACGAGUGUGCACGGCAGGAGGGCCUGGCUUUCUUUGGCAUGGAGCUAGCCCCAGUGCAGCAACAGGAGCUGGCCUCUCUACUGAGGACAUAUCUGGCACGGCUGCCCUGGGCUGGGCAGCUGACCAAGGAGCUGCCUCUCUCACCUGCUUACUUUCGUGAGGAUGGCAUCUUCCGUCAUGACCGCCUCCGCUUCCGGGAUUUUGUUGAUGCCUUGGAGGACAGCCUGGAGGAGGUGGCUGUGAGGCAGACAGGUGAUGACGAAGAGGUGGAUGACUUUGAGGACUUCAUCUUCAGCCACUUCUUUGGAGACAAAGCCCUGAAGAAAAGGUCAGGGAAGAAGGACAAGCACUCUCGGAGCCCCAGGGUCAUGGGGCCCAGGGAAGAGCACAGCCACCACCAUAGCCAGCACCGCAGGGGCUGA
Molecule: messenger RNA, 2208 nt
Organism: Orycteropus afer afer
Lineage: Eukaryota; Metazoa; Chordata; Mammalia; Tubulidentata; Orycteropodidae
Gene: PBXIP1
Product: PBX homeobox interacting protein 1
Exons: 10
Coding region: 1-2208 (735 amino acids)
Source: RefSeq, a predicted model, not a curated record